AUGACUUUAAAACGGCCCUAUCCCUUCGGAGACGAUCAUGCACAUAUGUCUUACUACACGCAACAAGAACAUGCUCGUGAAGCCACGCCGAUCGAUGAGCCGUUGUGUCUACUGGGCUCGGUAAGGCCAAUGCAUUCAGAUCAGAUCAUCGUUCUGAGUUCUUUACAGGUUCUCGACGUGAACGCACAGGCUCGACGUGAAGUAUGCGACUUCAUCCGCCUGACGUAUCCUCCCGAAACAGACCAGCACGAUAUUCCCUUCGAGAUCCUUCCAAAAGGCGAUUACUUUGAGCUUCUCAGCAACGGACACGCAUUUGCACGUCUCGACAAAGCCUUCUGUAGCGAAGCUCGCCGACUCGUGGGACUUGAAGUCAGGUUUCAGGCGUACUUGAAACGAGGAUGUUGGGAAGAAGCUGCGAGGGCAUCGAGAUCAUGUGUAAAUGCAACAGUGACGUUCUCCGUCGACGUGAACGUGAAGAGCCUGAGAAACCAUGCUGACAAGGUCGGCAACAUCCUGCUUCGGUCUGGAAUUCGCUUGCAAUCCCCGACUCACAAUCCUGGUGGAGAGACCUACUAUAACCCUCAGAUGCUUCAUAUUGAGGGACCCUUUGAGAAACCUGACGACAUAAUGACUGAGCCGGAGGGUACACCAACGCCUGCUGUCGUCCUAGAUCGACCGGCUCAGAGCAAUGCAAAGCCGCGCCCAAAUUCUCAAAACCAUGUUGAACAAAUUCUCGACUCCCUCUCUCACACGAAUAUACUACACGAGAUCCGUACCGAUACUAACCGCAUCAAGAGCACACUCAUGAGACACCAGAUGAUGGCGCUAGACUUCAUAGCACAGCGGGAAAGCAGUAGACCUUCUGCAGAGCUUACCUUUUGGCGAGAAAAGCGUAGAAAUGGUGAAACCUAUUUUCAGCAUAAACUUACAAAGUCCGAGGCAACCGAGCGUCGGGAGGCUAGUGGAGGUAUUCUUGCAGACGACAUGGGAUUGGGCAAGUCGUUGACGAUGUUAUCGGCCAUUGCCAGCUCUCUGCAGGAGGCGGAGAGGUUUGCCUCGAUCAAACCAGCAAAUGCAGAAGCGUUAUCAGAUAUCCCGAAGCACUCGCCGGCGACCUUGAUCGUCGUCCCAUCCACCAACUGUCCCACUAACGCUCACAGACACACGUUUCCGCAUAAAGUAACAUUCCACAAACACCUCAGUACGGAACGCCAUGCAGAAAUAAACUUGUUAUUUAAGAAGGAUAUUGUUUUGACCACAUAUGCCACCGCCUUGGAAGACACCAAGAAAAGCCCGUCACCCCUGUCAAAGAUUCACUGGUUUCGCAUUGUAUUAGAUGAAGCCCAUAAGAUACGGAAUCAAAAUACUAAGAUGUUCAGGGCGGUCCAACAACUUCCGGCGCAGCGGCGUUGGUGUCUUACCGGAGCGCCCAUUCAGAAUCGCCUCGAAGAUUUGGGCAGCCUGGUCGCUUUCCUUCGACUCAGAGAGCUAGCGCGCAUGUCGAAUUUUCGCACCUACAUCAUCACACCAACGCUGAGUGAUCGGGGAAAUCAGUUCGCAAAUCUGCAGACACUACUGAGAACCAUCUGCCUUCGGCGAACCCGGGAUAUCCUUGGCCUACCUCAGCCGAUAACCCACCCACGGUCCAUCAGGUUCUCCGAUGAGGAGCGCCAUCAGUACACUGACCUAUACGAGCACUAUAAGCGACAGAUCCAGAUCGCGGUUAGUGGAAACGGAAGAUAUGCCUCUACUACCCUCCAGUCCAUCCACGAAUUGCGACUCUUCUGCAACAAUGGCCUGAGAAGGAGACAGGAUGAACCCCACGAGUCAGACGAUGAGACGCUCUCUUAUCUGCUGCAGCUUGAAGAGAACGCGUGCUCCAAUUGCGGGACCAUCAUCUUUUGCAUCGACAAAGAGGAGGGUCAAAAUCGAGGUAUGUUUAUCCGACCAUGCAGGCAUCUGGUCUGUCACAGCUGCUGGCCUCAAUGUGUGGAGAAAAAGAAAGAUACACGUUGUCUACUCUGUACAAAGGGCCAUCCCACAUCUGAUUUUACCACUCAUGUCACUACCGUAAAGCUUAACAGUGCGGCCAACGAAGUUGUGCGCCCUCACCCAUCCAAACUGUUGGCUCUUCUCGACGACAUUAAACAAACGCAUAGGGAAAAAUGUAUCGUCUUCUCUGCCUGGAAGAAAACCUUAGACCUCGCGGCUGGACUUCUCACCCAAGCUGGAUUGAAACAUAGCAUGAUGCACGGAGGCCUAAGCUCGAAACAGAGGCAAAAAGUCUUGAAAGACUUCAAAUCUCUCAUGGGUUCUAAUAUCCUCCUCAUGACACUGGGCACAGGCGCUGAGGGGCUUAAUUUGACCGUUGCGACACACAUAUACCUGCUCGAACCACAAUGGAACCCUUUUGUUGAACUACAGGCGAUGGCAAGAGCGCAGCGUAUUGGGCAGACCAAGCAAGUAGUCUGCGUGAGAUAUGUGAUGGAAGAGACCAUUGAGCAGAGCGACGUACUGAAUCGUCAGAAAACAAAGACAAGACUCGCUGGCGGAGGUUUCAAGAACCAGAAUAUGAACGAUUCACUGGUGAGAUAGCCAGUUCGAUAAGUGCACGGGUUCAUGCUAAAAGUCAACAGCAAUUCUUUGGCGUUGACACAACACGCAUGGCGAACAAUACUACGACGUACCGCCGCAAUGCCUGAUACAAUAUGUCUUUGAGUUAUUAGAGACUUCGGAACGUAUCGAGGCAACGGGAGUGCCACGUAGUAAAUUGAAAAACGCUGAAGUUGGACGGUGCACGUGGAGCUUGUAGAAUAAUAGCAAAGCCAAUGCAGUGCAAGAAUUCCGUUUC
Didymella exigua CBS 183.55 is the source of this 2851-nucleotide messenger RNA. RefSeq lists its product as uncharacterized. Gene Ontology annotation, molecular function: ATP-dependent chromatin remodeler activity; ATP binding. The transcript is spliced from 8 exons. The record is from RefSeq and is a predicted model, not a curated record. NCBI's taxonomy places the organism in Eukaryota, Fungi, Ascomycota, Dothideomycetes, Pleosporales, Didymellaceae. The coding region runs from base 1 to 2595 and encodes 864 amino acids.